Echinops telfairi (small Madagascar hedgehog) is the source of this 978-nucleotide messenger RNA. Its product is annotated as olfactory receptor 10X1-like. Lineage: Eukaryota; Metazoa; Chordata; Mammalia; Afrosoricida; Tenrecidae. Gene Ontology annotation, cellular component: membrane. Gene Ontology annotation, biological process: G protein-coupled receptor signaling pathway. The record is from RefSeq and is a predicted model, not a curated record. Gene Ontology annotation, molecular function: olfactory receptor activity; G protein-coupled receptor activity.
AUGAUUGUAGAAAUAUGCAUUUGUUAUUUCUUUCAGAUUUCAAAAAUGAAGAACAACCAGACAAUCAUUAAGGAAUUCAUCUUUGUUGGGUUUUCUCAUUACCCAGAUGUGCAGAUAUUACUAUUUGUGAUAUUUUUUUUCCUUUAUCUUGUCACUCUCUUGGGUAAUAUGACCAUCAUGGGCCUAACCUGGGUAGACAGAGACCUCCACACCCCUAUGUACAUCUUCCUGAGUGCACUGUCCUUCUCUGAGACCUGCUACACAUUGAGCAUCAUCCCCAAGAUGCUGUCAGAUCUACUAGCCAAUAACAGAAGCAUCUCAGCCAUUGGCUGUGGCUUGCAGAUGUGUUUCUUCUUGGGACUUGGUGGCACCAACUGCGUCCUUCUCACUUUAAUGGGGUAUGACCGCUUUCUGGCCAUCUGCAACCCUCUCAGAUAUCCACAGCUGAUGACCAAUGUGGUAUGUAAGCAACUAGUGGCCUGUGCUUGGGUUGGAGGAUUUUUUGUCUCUGUUACAGAGACUGCAUUGGUAUUUGAUGGCUUUUUCUGCAGCCCCAAUCUCGUGAAACACUUCUUCUGCCAUAUGCGGGCAGUUCUGAAGUUGUCCUGUCUAGAUAGUGAUCUUACAGAGCUUAUUGUAUCAUUGAUCCCAAUGACAGGAUUGCUAGCUACAUUCCUGCUCAUCAUCCUCACUUACGUUUUCAUUCUUUCCACCGUUCUAAGGAUUCCUUCAACCGAAGGCAAGCAGAAGGCCUUUUCUACCUGUGCCUCUCACCUCACAGUGGUCAUCAUCCAUUUUGGAUUUGCAUCUAUUGUUUAUCUGAAGCCAGAGGCCACAGGGGGUGACGACACUCUCAUUGCCAUCCCUUACACUGUCAUAACUCCUUUCCUCAGCCCCCUCAUCUUCAGCCUCAGGAAUAAGAGCAUGAAGAAUGCUUUCAGAAAGGUAUUAGAAAAGACCAUUGCUUUUAAUAAAUGA